Messenger RNA from Parnassius mnemosyne (clouded apollo), 699 nucleotides. Lineage: Eukaryota; Metazoa; Arthropoda; Insecta; Lepidoptera; Papilionidae. The record is from the annotation of a GenBank genome assembly.
AUGUUGAGUGUUAACAGUAAUUUUCCUGAAUACGCGGUGCCUGGCGCCAAGCAGCUUCGUUUUGAACCUUACGCAGACAAUGGAGGCAGCGUUGUGGCCAUCGCCGGCGAAGACUAUGCCGUUAUUGGUGCGGAUACCCGACUUAGCACUGGUUUUUCAAUUUAUACUAGAGAACAGAAGAAACUUUUCAAACUCUCUGAUCGUACCGUUCUCGGUGCUACUGGAUGCUGGUGCGACACUCUCACACUAACGCGUUUAUUGCAAGCGCGUAUGCAAAUGUAUGAACAUGAACACAAUAAAGCUAUGUCGACUCCUGCUGUUGCGCAGAUGCUGUCUACGAUGCUAUAUUAUAAACGAUUUUUCCCUUACUAUAUUUCGAACAUUCUUGCUGGGUUAGAUGCAGAUGGUAAGGGUUGUGUCUACAGCUAUGACCCUAUUGGACAUUGUGAACGCUCAAACUACCGUGCUGGUGGAUCAGCAGGCGCUCAGCUGCAGCCUCUUCUUGAUAAUCAAAUUGGACUUAAAAACAUGCAGAAUGUUACUGAAGCUCCUGUACCUAAAGACAAGGCUCUUGCAUUACUCAAAGAUGUUUUCAUUAGUGCAGCUGAACGUGACAUUUACACUGGUGAUUGUAUUUACAUUUUAGUCAUAACAGCCAGUGGAAUUCAAGAAGAGAAGUUUGAAUUACGUAAAGAUUAA